Molecule: messenger RNA, 759 nt
Organism: Scheffersomyces stipitis CBS 6054
Lineage: Eukaryota; Fungi; Ascomycota; Pichiomycetes; Serinales; Debaryomycetaceae
Product: SGNH/GDSL hydrolase family protein
Exons: 1
Coding region: 1-759 (252 amino acids)
Source: RefSeq, a predicted model, not a curated record
AUGGGUUUAUACUACGACAAGAUUGUACUUUUCGGGGAUUCCAUCACCCAAAUGAGUUUUGGGAAAGGUCUCGACUUUUCUUUUGCGGCCAAUCUCCUGGAUGACUACCAAAGAAGACUUGACAUAGAAAAUAGGGGCUACGGAGGGUAUAAUUCCAAACAUGCCGUGGAAAUCUUACCAGAGAUUUUGUCUACCCAAAGGGGUCAAAGUAAAAUCAAGUUGCUUAUCAUUUUCUUUGGAACAAACGACUCUAAGAGCAGCUUCCAAGGAGUUCCCCUAAACGAUUACCGCCAAAAUAUGGAGAAAUUAGUUCAAAUGGCUCAGGAUGCUGAGGCUAAGACUGUAGUAAUUGGACCAGGUUUGCAUGACCCAAAGAUGUGGGAAAUACAAUUGAAAGAAUGGGGUGUACCAAUUCAUAGUGACGUAACUUCUAACAAAAAGAACAGAGCUUAUGCUGACGCUGCCAAGGAUGUAGCCAAAAAGUUCAAUGUUCCAUUUAUCGAUAUGUGGAAGAGGUUCCAAGAAUAUGGCAAGUGGACAGAGGAUCAGUUACAAGAAGAGUAUGUUCCCUUGCAGGAGCUUCUAACGGACGGAGUUCACUUCACAGGAAAAGCUUACGAAAUCUUGUACAAUGAAGUUGUCGGAGCAAUUGCCCAACAUUACCCUGAACUCAAACCGGAGAACUUGAAGGAGAAAUUAGCUUAUUUCGAUCAGAUUGACAAUAACGAUCUCAGGCGGUCGAUCUUCAGCACAGAAUAA